AUGAUAUGCUUGUCAAUCACUUCGAGACGAUCAUUCCUAAUUAUUUCGUCCCACAAUAUCAUUCUCUAGCGUGGUUUAGUGUCAUAUAUGCUGAUUCUUAUUGGAGCUUCGUUCAUACAUACGGUUGUCAUUGAAGACCUCUUCGUAGCUUGGAUACAUGAUAUCAUUUCUUGAAAACGAGAAAUCACUUUCUAACACUUUAAAAAUGAGUUCAUUGAUAUUCAGUUAUUCCCUUUUCCGGUUCAUGGUUUUUUUUUCUGGGUACUUGUGCAUUAUAGUAUGUUGAUCCAGCUGAGAAAACUCAGCAUUGAAACAGGGAAACAAGGUGUUAAGAGACUUUAACAUCGUAGCGGCAGCCAAUGGAACUGGUAAGGAAGUUAUUAGGAAUUUUACUGCCCUUGUCGAGGUUGGCACAUUGGAGAUCCAUUUCGUGUGGUCUGGCAAAGGGACAAAUUCCAUUCCGGAUAGAGGUGUAUAUGGGCCACUCAUAUCAGCGAUUUCAGUAACACCAGGCAUGUAUAUGGAGAUAAUUCAGUGCCCCUUCUUUGCUACUUGAUUAUUUGAUUUUGACCUGUUAUUUUAAUUGUAGAUUUCACACCUCGUGUGUUUAAGACCAAUAAACUUUCGAUCGGUGCUAUCGUGGGAAUUGUUAUUGCGUCAACUGUGUUGGUGAUGCUGAUGAUUUUCGGUCUUGUAUGGUUUUACCUUAGAAGGAAAGCCAUUGAGAACAAUGGUGAGUUAUUUUCAUAUGUUGUGUGUUUACCCAAUAAAUCUUCAUUGCACGAAUCAUUAUAUCGAACAGAAUCAUAAAGUAAAACCUGCAUUUAUCAGUUUGUAUCUGUACUAUGUGCGUGUCUUAUAUUUACAGUAUCCUCAUUUGUUACUGUUAUUUAUUCAGUAUAGACUGUUUCGUACACCUUUCUUGUCACAGAUGCAUGUGUCAAAUUUUCACAUGUUUCCCCUUUAUCAGAGCUCAGAGGUCUGGAGUUGCCAACAGGCUCUUUCAGUUUGAGGCAAAUUAAAGCUGCCACGGGAAACUUCGACCCUGAAAACAAGAUUGGCGAAGGUGGAUUUGGUCCGGUUUACAAGGUCAACCAUGUGGCCAUCGUUUCACUUGGUUUUGCUUUCUGUCCAAAACCCAGUCCUCGUCUAAGUUUGAGGGCCUAAUAAUACACACACGUUGAAAAUUUUCAGGGGGUUCUUCCGGACGGCUCUAUGAUUGCCGUGAAGCAGCUUUCGUCCAAGUCAAAGCAAGGAAAUCGGGAGUUUGUGACUGAGAUAGGCAUGAUAUCAGCCCUACAGCAUCCAAACCUCGUAAAACUUUUUGGGUGCUGCAUUGAAGGAAAUCAGUUGCUGCUAAUAUACGAAUACAUGGAGAAUAACAGCCUUGCCCGAGCCCUAUUUGGUAACCAUCUUAUGAUUUCGCGUUCCUAGUACUUUGGGGCCGCUACUUUCUGGGAUUUUAUUGGUUAUGUUUAUUGCAUGGAUUGACUCGUAGUAAGGCGUGAAUGUAACAGUCACGAUGUUGAUAGGUCCCGAAGGGUUAAGGUUGAAUCUGGAUUGGCAAACGAGGCGUAAAAUUUGUAUUGGAAUAGCAAGGGGCUUGGCCUACCUUCACGAAGAGUCGAGGCUAAAGAUAGUUCAUAGAGACAUCAAAACGACGAAUGUUCUUCUUGACAAAGAUCUGAACGCGAAGAUAUCAGACUUCGGGCUGGCGAAACUCGACGAAGAGGAGAAUACCCAUAUCAGCACCAGGAUAGCAGGAACCAUGUAAGCAAACUGUUUAUUUGAAAUAUUGGAUUUUGGGUAUGUUAUUAGAAUUUGGUUAUUUGCCUUGAAAUUCUUGAUAUAGUUCUUACUUUUAGAAUUAUUUAUUUAUAUUCUGUUAAUCUUCUCGUAAAAUCGUACCCACCACCCCUGCGUACUCUUACCUAUCACCCUUUUUCAAUCUGUAUAGAUCAUAUAUAUUCCCUGUCAUUCUGAUGUCCUUUUUCUUUUAGCUUUGGUCGUUGCCAUGCUUGUUGAGCUGAGAACAUGCUCCUACUGAUCCUGUGGCUGUCACUUAAAUCUACUUCUUUGCUUGUCAUGGUUUUAGACCAUACUUAAAUUUUCACAAUGUAGGUUAAAAGGACUGGAUAACAAGAGAAACCUACAUCAGGUUGAUAAUAGGCCCAGAUUCUGAUUAUCACCAUGUUAAACAAAAUCAAAGCAGUAAAUGUUAAUGGUGCAUUAAAAUUGGAUAAUCUAAUCCAAAGUCAACAGAGGUUCUGCCUCGUAGGUACUGAAUUGAUGCAGUUAUUCUUUUUUCUCACUUUCUAAUUGAGCGUUCGGUCACAAUCUGAAAGGCAAGAUGGUUCAGGGUUUCUUAUGAAAUCUUCAUUAGUGGUAAGUCAAAGAUCUACUAUGAUGUGGACUUUCUAAAUGUGGGCAAAUCUAGACAAUAUGAUUCCUCUCCUGGUCUCCCAUUGGAUUCUCUUUAUGGAUCAUUAAUCUGAAUGCUGUACGUUUAUUCUCAACCACGUGAUGCAGAGGAAAAAACACCAAUUUGGUUUGCCACCAUUAUUAUCUCUUACGCUGACAAGUAUUUCCUCGUCGUCCUUCAGGGGUUAUAUGGCUCCUGAGUAUGCCAUGAGGGGUUACCUGACAUACAAAGCAGAUGUCUACAGCUUUGGCGUCGUCGCAUUGGAGAUUGUCAGCGGAAAGAGUAACGCCAAAUUUCUCCCCAAAGAUGACUACAUCUAUCUUCUCGAUUGGGUACCCGAUUUCCUUGCAUUCAAACAUAUUUUAAUUUAAUAGAAAAUCCCUGGAAAACAAUCAAGAAUCCCGCAAUAUUUUAUAUAGCAUGCUAAUCUUGUUUAUAUUUUUUUUCUCAGGCCUGUGUGCUCCAGGAGAAGGGCACCCUCCUCGAGCUGGUAGACCCCGCCCUGGGCACCAACUUCUCCAUCGAGGAAGCGCAGCAGAUGCUGAACCUGGCUCUCUUGUGCACCAACCAGUCCCCGACCCUUCGGCCUGCCAUGUCCACUGUGGUCGCCAUGCUCGAGGGUCACACGCCCGUUCGAGUCCCCACCAUGAAGAUCAACCGCACAGAUAGCAUGGAGCUGAGAUUCAGGACCAUGGAGACGCUCUCUCGGGAUGACGACAGGCAGGCCGUGUCCACUGACGCACCAGUGGCAGAUUCAUCGUUUUCUAUUCAGAGCAGCAAAGAAGACGACUACCCUCGCUCCACCACAUCCCGGCUUCUCGAUGAUUACAGCUAA
Messenger RNA from Spirodela intermedia, 3257 nucleotides. The record is from the annotation of a GenBank genome assembly. Lineage: Eukaryota; Viridiplantae; Streptophyta; Magnoliopsida; Alismatales; Araceae.